AUGACUGAUAAUAUUGAAAUAGGUCAAUAUGUAUUAAUCAGAUUACCGUCUGAAGGUGUGAGGAUAUUCAAAUUACAAGAAAAUGGUAGAAUUGGUCUUGGUAAAUUUGGUUCUUUUGAUGUUUCAAGUAUUUUAGGAUUCCCACUUGGAACGGCAUUUGAAAUUAUAAAUGAUCAUAAAGUUAAACCAAUUCAUAGUAUUUCUGAAUUAAAUAUAGAUGAAGAAACAGAUACAAAUAUUCAAAAACAAGAAUUAACUAAAUUUUUCUCAUCAAGUGCUGAAAAUAAUCAAAAUAUAAUAGAUAUAGGUUCCAAAAUUCAAGCAUUAACAAAUGAAGAUAUUGAAGAAUUGAAAACUUCUGGUGCUACUUCAAAUAUUGGACAAGUUAUAAUAGAGAAAAUGAUAGCUGGUCAUGAAGGAUUUGAUAAAAAGACUAUAUUUUCACAACAAAAGUAUCUAAAAAGAAAACAACAAAAAUUUUUAAGAAGAUUCAUUGUGGAGUAUCUUGGGUCAAGUCAGUUACUUGAAUCUUUCUUAGAAAAAGAUCAUUCUAAAACUUUUGACUUAUCCAUUGAGACACUUGGAUUAAUGAUGUCGUAUGGGAAUGUAAAACCAGGUGGUAGAUAUUUAGUAGUUGAUGAAACUGGAGGAAUAUUGACUUAUGCAUUAUUAGAAAGAAUGGGAUAUGAAGGUACUAUAGUAUUUGUACAUGAAAAUGAACAUGCAAAUUUAGCUGCAUUAAAGUACUGUAAUAGAUCAAAUGAAAUUGAUAAUAUAGUGAAACCUAUAAAUUGGUUGCAAUUUGCUGAACCAGAAAACGAACGAGAAAAAUGGGAAGAUAAAACUGAAGAAGAAGUUAGAAAAUUAAAACAUCCUGAAUCAUAUCAUAGACGUCGUGAAAGAGUAUUGAAAACUAAUGAAGUUAUAGAUUUAAUUGAAGAAGCCAAUUUUGAUGGUUUCUUUGCAAUAUCGACAUUAUAUUUACCUGAAAUAUUUGAACUAAUAAUACCGAAAAUUGGUGGAUCAAGACCAAUUGUAAUAUAUAAUCAAUUUAAAGAAAAUUUAAUGGAAAUACAAAGUUUAUUAAAUAAAGAUAAUAGAGUAUUGGCACCAAUGUUGAUCGAAACUAGAGCAAGACCAUAUCAAACAAUACCAGGUAGAAUGCAUCCAGUAAUGACAAUGAAAUCUGGUGGGGGUUAUGUAUUUUACGGUACAAGAGUAUUUCCAAGUGAAUCAAUUCAAGCUGUUGGUAAAGGUGUGAAAAGAAGAAGAGUAAAUAAUGAAACAGCUUCACCAGAAGGAACACCAGAGCUUAAAAAGGAGAAAGAAGAAAAAAUAGAGUCAACUCCAGAGGUAAUUAUGGAAUCAUAG
Insectozyma verbasci is the source of this 1371-nucleotide messenger RNA. The record is from the annotation of a GenBank genome assembly. NCBI's taxonomy places the organism in Eukaryota, Fungi, Ascomycota, Pichiomycetes, Serinales, Debaryomycetaceae.